CUGCCGCGGUGCAUGCCGGGAAGCGACCCCGCGGCCGUCCAGCCGCGUUCAGGACUCGAGGGGAAAAAAACGGAUAUUCCACGAUCCCAACACACGGGGAUCGAUGUCUGCCUGGCCAAGCGGAAUUCAUUGAUGAAUGGCACGCUAAAAGAUCGAUUGUGCCCCUCCUUCCCGACGUCGUCUGACGAAGCUAAUGUAGCCGCAGUAAGCUACCAACUGACCGUGACGUCACAGUCAAGGUCUGAAAAGUUUAGCAUGAUCACCUUCGUCCUGAUGGUCAACCGCCAGGGUCAGACCCGACUCAGCAGGUACUACCGACCGGUCGACGUGAGCCGAAGGACGGCGCUGGAGGGCGACGUGGUCCGGGUGUGCCUGAGCCGCAACAGGGACCAGUGUUCCUUCCUGGAGUACAAAGACUGGAAAGUGGUUUUCCGCCAGUACGCCGCACUCUACGUCGCCAUCGGGGUCACCCACGACGAGAACGAGUUGUCCAUCUACGAGCUGGUGCAGAACUUUGUGGAGGUCCUGGACAAAUACUUUAGCCGCGUGAGCGAACUGGAUAUCAUGUUCAACCUGGACCGGGUUCACGUCAUCCUGGACGAGAUGAUCCAGAACGGCAACAUCGUAGAGACCAACAAGACCAACGUCCUCGCGCCGCUCAACGCCCUGGACAAGAUGGCUGACGGAUGAUGACAACAUAUUUUUUUGUAGUGGAUGCCCUGAGCCUCCCCAUUUUUUAAAAAAAAAAUAAUAAUAAUUCAUCCUUAAAUUAUUCAUUUACUCCAAUAAAUCUAUUUGUAUGUAUGCUAGUGAUGA
Messenger RNA from Syngnathoides biaculeatus (alligator pipefish), 816 nucleotides. It is a transcript of the gene ap4s1, whose product is annotated as adaptor related protein complex 4 subunit sigma 1. The record is from RefSeq and is a predicted model, not a curated record. NCBI's taxonomy places the organism in Eukaryota, Metazoa, Chordata, Actinopteri, Syngnathiformes, Syngnathidae. Gene Ontology annotation, biological process: protein transport; vesicle-mediated transport. The coding region runs from base 13 to 690 and encodes 225 amino acids. Gene Ontology annotation, cellular component: intracellular membrane-bounded organelle. The transcript is spliced from 7 exons.